Ochlerotatus camptorhynchus is the source of this 498-nucleotide messenger RNA. Its product is annotated as ejaculatory bulb-specific protein 3-like. The transcript has a single exon. The record is from RefSeq and is a predicted model, not a curated record. The coding region runs from base 42 to 428 and encodes 128 amino acids. NCBI's taxonomy places the organism in Eukaryota, Metazoa, Arthropoda, Insecta, Diptera, Culicidae.
UACCAUUUAUUAUCAUUUUAGUUCAAAUUAAAUAUUCAAAAAUGAAAUUCGUCAUCGUUGCUUUGGCCCUGGUCACCCUGGCUGCCGCCAGACCCCAAGACGAUAAGUACACCACCAAGUACGAUAGCAUCGAUAUCGAUGAGAUUCUCAAGUCGGACCGUCUCUUCAAGAACUACUACAACUGCCUGAUGGAUACCGGAGCCUGUACUCCAGAGGGCAAUGAGCUGAAGCGUGUCCUGCCCGAUGCUCUGGAAAACGAUUGCUCCAAGUGUAGCGAGAAGCAGAAUGAGUCCAGCACCAAGACUAUCAAGUUCCUGACCGAGAACCGUCCGGAGGAAUGGAAGGCCCUGAAGGCCAAGUACGACCCAGAGAACAAGUACGUCGAGAAGAACGUGGCCAAGGCCGAAAAGGAUGGAAUCAAGCUGUAAAUGGGAAUUAUGCUCCGCUUGAGCCUGAACUGCAACGAUGGGAAUUCGACCUAACGCAAUGAUCGUUGAU